This is a messenger RNA of Brenthis ino (lesser marbled fritillary), 2406 nucleotides long. NCBI's taxonomy places the organism in Eukaryota, Metazoa, Arthropoda, Insecta, Lepidoptera, Nymphalidae. The record is from the annotation of a GenBank genome assembly.
AUGGAAUCGGAGAGCGAGAACGAAAAAAAGAGAAUCCGUGAUGCAAUUCAGAUGAUAGAGACCAUACAGUCGAUGAUCGACGUUUCAGCGGACAGACUCGAGGGUUUGAGGACACAAUGCUCGACCAGUGCAGAGUUAACGCAGCAGGAGAUCCGCACUCUGGAGGGAAAAUUAGUGAAGCACUUUUCCCGACAGCUAGUAAUAAAGGCUCAGUUCGUAGAAGAGAUACAACGUGAGCUUGGACAUGUGCCGAGUCUGCGGCAGUGGCUACGCGUCGUGGGACUCAGUGUUGAUGCUAUAGAGGCUGUAUUAUGCCGAGUGUCGUCACUAGAGACCCUGCGUGAACGCACCGAACAUGAAUUGCGGGCGAUGCUGUGCGGGGCGCGGGACGAGGAGGUCAGACGGCUGUGUCGGGCCAUGCAGAGGCUAAGGACUUAUACUGAAGCCCUAGCCCGAGGAGAUGGAGCGGCAGAACUUACUCUGUACUGGGACUCGUGGGAGCGACACGGCAGAGGCUCGCCCCGCGCUAGAGAUGACCGCAAUUCUAAUAAUAAGAAAACGGGUGGCAAGUCCCCCACCACCCCCAUCAACAAGCGCAAGCAGAACGUGCACCUGCCGCCGCCCGCCGCCCUCACCAAGUCCAGGUCGCACGAGUCGCAGCUGUCUGUAAAACCGGACGCUUCUGAUUUGAGCGACAACAGCCAGUCGUCGGCCGUGUGCACGACGGAAGGCAGCCCGCCCGCGUCGCCGCGCGAGCCCGAGCCCGACCCGCCGCCGCCCCCUAGGUAUAACAAUAAUCCGAUGCCGCCCCUCCCCGCGCCGCGCUCCCCGCGCACGCCCACCGUCAGCGGCUGCAUGGCGCACGACAUCGCUCACCGUUUCACGAAGACAUUCAACAUGAUAGCCACCUGCGAUUACUGUGAUAAGCAGAUGCUCUUCGGUUCCGGGCUCAAGUGUAAAGAGUGCAAGUUCAAGUGUCAUCGUGAUUGUGAAAGUAAAGUUCCUCCUUCAUGCGGUUUGCCGCCUGAAUUUGUUACGGCGUUUAAGGAGAAGUUCCAGAAAGACGGUGCGUUGUACCUGUCGUCGUCGGCGGGCGCGCGCGCCGUGCCCUCGUUGACGCCCAGCCGCCGCCGCCCGCCGCCCGCGCCGCACCACCACCCCCACUCGCAGGGUUGCCCCGACUCGUCGUCCAACACGUCGUCGUGCAACAGCUCCACGCCGUCGUCGCCGGCGCUGGCCGCGCCCGCCACGCCGCAGCCGCACCCGCACCACGCCAAGCAGCAGUUCCAUUUCCCUGAAAUCAAAACGCCCGUGUCGAGUCCGAACCACACGUCCUCCAUACAGUCGCCAGCGAGGUCUCAUGUCGAGGCGAAGGAGGAUCUCACAUCUAGCACUAAAAGCGAAGGUUCAGGUCGCGUGUCAUUAAGCGGUUCCGGUUCCACGGACAGCGGCCGCCACGAGUCCUCUCUAGAUAAUAGAUGGCCAAGACAGAAUAGUCUAUCUAUGAAAGAAUGGGACAUCCCCUACGACGAGCUCAAACUGUUCGAAAUGAUAGGCACGGGUCGCUUCGGCACGGUGUACCGCGGCAGCUGGCACGGCGCCGUGGCCGUCAAACUCCUGCACGUCAACGCGCUCAGCGACCACUCUGUGCCCUUAGAUACGUUUAAACAUGAGGUGGCAACAUUCAGAAAGACUCGACACGAGAACCUAGUGCUGUUCAUGGGCGCGUGCAUGAAGCCGCCGCGGCUGGCCAUCGUGACGUCGCUGUGCAAAGGCAUGACCCUCUACACCCACAUCCAUCUACGGAAGGACAAGUUCACAGCAAACAAGAGUGUAAUAGUUGCUCAGCAAAUAUCACAGGGUAUGGGCUACCUUCACGCAAGAGGUAUAAUUCACAAAGACCUGAAGACCAAGAACAUAUUCCUGGAGAACGGGAAAGUGGUCAUCACCGACUUUGGACUCUUCAGUGUCACCAAAUUGUGUUUUGGCAAUAACGCCCGCGGGGACAGCCUGGGCAUCCCGCCGGGCUGGCUGUGCUACCUGGCGCCGGAGCUGGUGCGCGCGCUGCGCCCGCACGCCUCGCUGCAUCUGCCCUUCUCCAAGGCCACCGAUGUAUACGCAUUCGGAACGGUCUGGUAUGAGUUACUGUGUGGAGAGUAUCCCUUCAAGGGCCAGCCGCCUGAAGCUAUCAUCUGGCAAGUUGGCAAAGGUAUGAAGCCAUCGCUGGCCAACAUGCAGGCGUCAAGGGAUAUCAAGGACAUCCUGAUGCUUUGCUGGUCGUACCGGUCGCCGGAGAGGCCGGACUUCUCUCGCCUGCUGCCUCGCCUCGAGAAGCUGCCCCGCAAGCGGCUGGCGCGCUCGCCCUCCCACCCCGUGCACCUCUCGCGCUCCGCCGACUCGGUCUUC